Messenger RNA from Vigna umbellata (rice bean), 1166 nucleotides. Lineage: Eukaryota; Viridiplantae; Streptophyta; Magnoliopsida; Fabales; Fabaceae. The record is from RefSeq and is a predicted model, not a curated record.
AUCCGACACCUCUUCUUUCUUCCACUUCCCAAACCCUCUCUUUCUGUUUCGCUUUCAGCAGAGACUUCACUUUCCCAACAUCACCUGAGAAAGGGAUACCCUUCACACGCACGCCCUCUGUUUCUCUCUUUCUCUUCUUUUUCUCUUAUCUUCUGCUUCAGGACGCACAACAAGAGGACAACAACUACAACAACUACAACAACUACUGCAACAUGAUUAACUUCGAAGAAACCGAGUUGCGACUCGGCCUCCCUGGUGCCUCUGCAACUGAUCAUGGCGAGUUAACUCUGAAGGGCAGUGGUGGCAAGAGAGGCUUCUCUGAAACUGCUUCUGUUGAUUUAAAGCUCAAUCUUUCUUCCAAUAACGACUCUGCCUCGGUGUCACCGGCUACAGAGAACCCCAAAGAGAAAACUACAGCAGUUGAACCUCCUCCUCGGGCUAACGACCCAGCAAAGCCACCUGCAAAGGCACAGGUGGUGGGUUGGCCACCAGUGAGAUCAUUCAGGAAGAACAUAGUGAAUGUUCAUCAAAGGAGCAGUGGCAAUGAAGAGGGUGAGAAGAGUGGUGGAGGAGCAGCGUUUGUGAAGGUGAGCAUGGAUGGUGCACCGUAUCUACGGAAGGUGGACAUAAGGUUGUACAAGAGCUACCAAGAGCUGUCAGAAGCGCUGGCCAAGAUGUUCAGUUCCUUUACAAUUCAGAAGUGUGGGUCCCAGGGGACCAAAUUGAUAGACCUUUUGAAUGGCUCUGAUUAUGUACCCACAUAUGAAGACAAGGACGGAGACUGGAUGCUCGUCGGUGAUGUUCCCUGGGAAAUGUUCGUUCAAACAUGCAAGCGCCUCCGCAUAAUGAAGGCUUCUGAAGCAAUUGGCCUCGCGCCAAGAGCCGUGGACAAGUGCAAGAGCAGAAGCUGAAGUGGGAACCCAAUUCACUCCGGCAAGAUUGAAUCUGAUAUAGGAAUAAUAAGAGUUUUAUUAUUAUGUGUCUUUGUCAGGUUUUUAAAAUUUCUUAUAUGUGUAUUAUAUGCAUGAGAAAAUAGUUGGAAAUUUGAUAGGGAGAAGAAAUAACAUAGAUGUUUAUAUGAUCCCAAUUUUGUUAAAAAAAAUGUGACUUUAAUGUUUGUUGGCAGCUUGCCUAAUGAUGAUGUGAAUGUUUGCAGUUUAUGUUAA